This is a messenger RNA of Danaus plexippus (monarch butterfly), 2946 nucleotides long. RefSeq lists its product as uncharacterized. Gene Ontology annotation, cellular component: cytoplasm. The record is from RefSeq and is a predicted model, not a curated record. Lineage: Eukaryota; Metazoa; Arthropoda; Insecta; Lepidoptera; Nymphalidae. Gene Ontology annotation, biological process: signal transduction. Bases 1247 to 2437 code for a protein of 396 amino acids. The transcript is spliced from 9 exons.
UCUCUAGUCCGCUGUUCGCGCCUCUUGACGGUUACCGCGUUACUUAGCAUAAAAUAAAUAAAAACUCAAACGUGUCGCGGCGGAAUGAUUGUUGAUCGAUGAGUGUUUUAAAUUAAAAAAAAAAAAUAUGGAAAGAAAAAGAAAUAAAUAAUCAAGUAUAUUGAAGAGAUGAAAUCAUAACGUAAUGUAAUAAUAUUUCUUAUUGAGAGUGAUCUAUGUGUUAGUGAUAAUUUUCGUCAAAGCGUGUGAUAUAUGAGCUUUAGUGUUGCCAGAAAAUAAUCUAAUCUCGUCACAAUUAUUACAGUUUAUCCGAUAUAUUGUUUCUAAAGCCAUUGACCUCCUCGUUUGGUAUAACAUGAACACUAUCAUAGCUUUUAUAACAUAACCUUCACUAUCAAAGCUCGUUAAUGACAUAUAUAUUUAAUCACUGUCAUUAUAAAAAACAUGUCAACCAGAAGCUUAACUUUAUUCUUCAUUUGACUUACAUAUUUUGUUAACGUGAAUACUGAUAGUUUGAAUGUUAAUGAAACGCUUACAGACGAGUAACAAACUGUAUGAAUAUACUAUAUAGUGGAAACAGUUCCCGGUAUUAUUAUUAAUAUUUCAUUAUAACAAUUGUCUGAUUUUUUUUCUCUUUACUUUCAUUUCAGCUAUAUUCUUGUUAGUCUUAAUGUCAGUCAUUCGUCACCACGUCGUUUAUAAUUAGAGACAUUUUAAAAACAGUGGACUGUGAAGCUUAGUACGUACAAUCCUACGGGAGAUAAGUAAAUAGGUGUUGAUAAACAUGUCAUAGUUGCUUUACGCGGUACGAACACGAUUUUUCAGAGGUUUCAGCUUCGAAACCUGUUUAUAUGGAUGAAAUUUUCAUUAUUUAUCAAUUUACUUUUGAUUUAAUUAUCAUCUCAACAUUGCUUUAACGUUAGAAAGAUUAUUGCACUAAUAUUAUAGUAUUAUAUUCAUCAGUAUUCGGUAAAUCAAUAUUCUUGUAUAAUCAUUUAAAAAUCCAGACGAUUUUUAUCAUAAAAUUGUUAUUCUCUCUGCGAUAACUGUUUAAAUAACUUAAGUCAGAAUAACUGAUAUAUAUUCAUCGAAAAAAUAACUCACGCCUGAAAAUCAUUACAGUAAUAAGUUUAAAUUAUUAGUUGAAUAAUCGAUCUGUAAGACCUGUACGAUUCACCAUUAACCGGAUCAUUAUUAUAUCACGUACUAACACAUCACUAAUCUAAACGCUUGUAACAUAAGAGCGAUGUUCCGGCCGAGUCUGUUCCGAGGCCUGAGCUCGGAGUCAUCUGAUGGAUACGAUCUCGACAGGAGCCGGCGAGCGUCGCUCAGCGCUGAGCAACGCCGCCGGCUGAGCAUGCUCAGGACGGCCAGCGUGCCCUCGCCCUCCACGCCGGUGAGCCACAUUUACCAUUUGGUACCCUGCCCGAGAAAAUGUUGUCACCAGAAAUAUGUGGUCAGUACAGAUCGCAGCGGCGACAUACAUGUUCAUGUGCAGGGCGACUUGAGUCAACAGGACAAGCGAUGUGUCUUCCUGACCGUGCACGACCUCGGCACUAACCACACGUCGAUGGUCGACUUCGUGAACAGCCCCGCCAUGUCAGAGAUCAAGGAGAGGUCGUGUUUCAUCCACGUGGACGUCCCCGGACACGAGGAGAACUCACCGGACUUACCGGAAUCCUAUCCGUUCCCGUCCUUACAAACGCUGGGCGAGGACCUCAUCACGGUUCUCGACUUCCUGCACGUGCGCUACGCCGUGGGUGUGGGCGAGGGCGCCGGGGCGAACGUGUUGGCUCGCUGCGGGCUGGCUCACCCUCGCAGACUGCUGGGGCUGGUCCUGGUGAACUGCACGGCCUCCACGUCCUCCGUGGCGGACGCCUUCCGCAGCAGGUUCUCUAGGUGGCGAGGCGCCGACAUAUCUCAGUCGGAGGAAGACUUCCUCAUCUACCACAAGUUCGGACACCAAAUAUCGAGUGACUCUCUGUCCGCGGGGGAGAGGGAGCGCAUGCUGGCCGAGUACAGAUCGCGCCUGCGCGGGAACCUCAACACCCACAACAUCAAGCAGUACGUGCGGGCCUUCACCAAUCGCAAGGACCUCGUACUGAAGGGCUGUCAGCCAGACAUCCUUCUGAUAACGGGCACCCUGAGCCCCUACUCGUCUGUGGUGGAGCGCAUGUACCGGGAGCUGGACAAGGAGAAGGUCACCAUCCUCAAAGUAGAUAAGGUCGGGGACGUGCUCGCUGAGGCUCCGGCCAAAGUGGCACAGUCGCUGCUAUUAUUCUGCCAAGGACAGAGCCAGCUGACGUCACUUCCGCCCCCCGGGGUGGAGCGGCGGAUGUCACGAGCCAUGUCAAUGGAGGAGUACGACAAACCGAAUAUAAGGAGGCUGUCCCUGACACCGAGGAAUUCAGACUCACCGCCGCUGAGGAAACUAUAGACAUAGACACACACACACCCGCAUCACUAACAUUACGCGACGGUGUCAAUAACGGUAAUGAUGUUAAUUGAUUAUAUACAAAUGUAUUGCUUUUUGGUAUUACACACUCGCAUAUCGCAUAUGUUUUAAAAUUUCAAUAGUUUCUUUUGAACGUCAAUCACAUAUAACACGGAGUGAACAUGUACACUACCGGUAUCUGGGUCGCGAGUGUAACCUCGCGCCGAGACCUCAGGUGCGGUUCAACGUUUAAAACUUGCUGAAUUAAUAACGAGCGUCCCAACGAGUUAUUCAACGAAGUGAUUUGGUUCCCUCGCAGGACCUUAAUACCUUUAUUAAUAUGUUAUAUUAGUUUUGCGACUUCGUCUAAACACAGCUCGGUUUCUUUGAACAUUGUAUUGUCGUAAUUGUUUAUAUUUCGCAUGUCUUUGUUAAGAUUAUUUGUAACUAUUAUAAUAAAUGUAUAUUUUAUAAUCACAAAAUGAAUACAGAUUUCAAUAAUUCUGCAUUAA